UAGUUUAACUUUUCCCGCGAUUCGAAUGAGUUCCGAUUCUAUGUUCAAGUAUUUCAUAUUUUGUCUGGCACUCUGUUCAUUGGUCUAUGCUGAUGGCGAAUGGGUGCCAAAAACGUCAUAUGAAGCUUACAGGAUCAUGCAGCAAUGCCUUUCUGAGCAUCCAUUCAACAAGGAGCAGUUAGCGAUGAUAAUGCAGAAUUUUUUUUUCCCCAAUGAGCCCGAAGUGCGUCAACAUCUGUUAUGUUAUUACCAGAUGCACGGUCUCUUCAGCACACUCGAGGGCUUUCAUCCCGAUCGUGUGGCCAAAAUUGAGAAGUUGGAUCUGAACGAGGAGGAAGUUCUGCAAAUUGCCCAGGGCUGUGUGGAUAGAAACGAACAGAAGAGUCCAGCCGAUGAGUGGGUAUUCCGUUUUCACAUAUGUUUGAUGUCCAGCAAAGUUGGCGAUCGAGCAAAAAUCAUAAAUAACAUAGUAUAAGGGCAUGAAAGAGGAGCAUGGUGAAAAUUUGCAAAUAUAUAAAUAAAAUCGAAAGAUUCAUGC
Messenger RNA from Drosophila nasuta, 538 nucleotides. RefSeq lists its product as uncharacterized. Gene Ontology annotation, molecular function: odorant binding. The coding region runs from base 26 to 475 and encodes 149 amino acids. Lineage: Eukaryota; Metazoa; Arthropoda; Insecta; Diptera; Drosophilidae. The record is from RefSeq and is a predicted model, not a curated record. The transcript has 2 exons.